AUGCCCGCCUUCAUGGCCCGCCUAUUCCGCCCGCUGACCUCCGUCACCACCAACGUCAGCGGCGCCACCAACGGCGCUGCCGGCAUCAACAGAGCCCUGCCCGAAGGUGCCGAGCUCGCCACCAUCGCCGCCGGCUGCUUCUGGGGCGUCGAGCACAUCUACCGCAAGCACUUCAAGGACGCAAAGAACGGCGGCGGCCUCUACGACGCCCGCGUCGGCUACACCGGCGGCACCACCUCCAACCCCACCUACCGCGAUGUCUGCAGUGGGACCACUGGUCACGCCGAGGCCCUCCAGAUCACCUUUGACCCGACCAAGAUCUCGUACCGCGAGCUCAUCGAGUUCCUCUACAAGACACACGACCCGACCACCGCCAACCGCCAGGGCAACGACCGCGGCACCCAGUACCGCAGCGCCAUCUUCUUCCACUCGCCCCAGCAGGAGGCCAUUGCCCGCGAGGUCACCGAGCAGGUCCAGGCCGCCCAGUGGUUCGGCUCCAGCCCCAUCACCACCGAGAUCAAGCCCGCCACCCAGUGGUACGACGCCGAGGACGGCCACCAGCUCUACCUCGAGCGCAACCCCCACGGCUACCAGUGCGAGAACCACUUCCUGCGCAAGUUUGCGCCCUUGCCCGCGUCUUCCUUGUAA
Messenger RNA from Microdochium trichocladiopsis, 648 nucleotides. RefSeq names its product peptide methionine sulfoxide reductase MsrA. Gene Ontology annotation, molecular function: peptide-methionine (S)-S-oxide reductase activity. The record is from RefSeq and is a predicted model, not a curated record. The transcript has 2 exons. Lineage: Eukaryota; Fungi; Ascomycota; Sordariomycetes; Xylariales; Microdochiaceae. The coding region runs from base 1 to 648 and encodes 215 amino acids.